Messenger RNA from Adineta ricciae, 1557 nucleotides. The record is from the annotation of a GenBank genome assembly. Lineage: Eukaryota; Metazoa; Rotifera; Eurotatoria; Adinetida; Adinetidae.
AUGGAAUGUAAGGGAGUCGCUGACAUGUAUCCUGCGUUUGUAGUCCCUGAGUUGAUCCAUGAAGUGAUAUUUGUUAACCAAUACAUGUCGAUGGAAGCGAUUGACAGAUUACUGAACCAUAUUAGUGAUUGCUAUCAAUUUUCAGUCGAUACGGAAGGCGAAGUGACCAACAACAGACUAGCUAUUAUACAAAUUCAUACAAUUCCACGAACAUUACCAUCUAUGGUCAUCUUGCUCGAACUGUGUCACUUGCCGUCUCCUGGAUCAGAACAAUAUGCAAAAAUUGAACAAAUUCUUCGUCUAACCUUUAGGUCAGACAACUACAUUUAUGCAUGGGGAGACAUGAGGAAAGAACUCGAACCAGUAAACCACUUGCUCGACUGGCCAAUUAGAUCCGAAUUAAUUAACUUACAGCCACAUUUUGCUGGAUGGUAUGAGUGGGCUCGGACCUUAUGUAGGGUCCAGAACCUGCAAGAAAAUGUUAUUAAAGUGGAAAGUAAUGAAAUCAAUCGAUCAAAUGAUCCAAUGAAAUGCACGUGCCAUCGUGAGUCUCCCUAUCACGAAAGCCAGUUGUGGUCAUUGCAAAAUGCAUUGAUUUAUGGCUUUGAUGUAUUUAUUGAUAAAACAGCUCGGAUGGCACAUUGGUCACAUGGACUAACAUAUAGUCAUUCAUCAUUAUCACAUGCACAACGUAUUCGAAUGAUACAUUAUGCCAAGAAUGAUGUAAUGGCGGUAACCUAUUUGGUAAGACCCAUUGUCGAACGCUGGUCGUUUACGAGAAUCAAGGAAACGAAGAUCGAAGCAAGGUUUACUGCAUUUGAACCAAUAUUACCAGCACCAUUACGUCAAUCGUCAACAAAGAGGAAGGUCAAAAACCUGGAUGUACAAAAAUUGGCAAAAAUAUUCGAAACGAUCGAUCCCGAUAUUGAAUCGAUAUCAUCGGAUGACGAAAUAUAUUUGAAUCAGGUGAACCAAGACGUUACUCAAGCUAGUGAAGAACAUGUCGAAACAGAAUUAGCAACAGCAACUAAUGACAACAUCAAUGAUGAUUUAAUUGAACCAACGAAUGGAGAUCUCGUUGACAUUUCGGAUGAUGAAAUUAUCAUUAGAAAUAUUGGGACACAGAUGGAUAAUGAUGAUGUUACAACGACUCAAUACGAAAUGGGAUCAGCCGAAGUGAUUUGGCAAGAUCCUGUAAUAAUUGCUGAUGGUAAUUAUGAAGCAGAAGAAAGAACAAAUCGAUCGAAACAUCAGCAACGCAGCAUCAAAGCAAGGAAUCGGAAAAACAACAAACAUAACAAGCAACGACGUAAACAUCGUUAUCGACACUUUAUCAAGCGACGAUGUUAUUAUCGCUUCACCAUGUACGAAAUGAAAAAGAUUCUUCGGUAUUAUGGAAUUACAUUUACGCACGUGAAAUUCGAUGAAACAAGUGAAAAUUUAAUUAUCGGACUGAAGAAUGAAGAAAAUCGAAGUGAAGCAGAACAUCAAUUGGCAAUCGAUAUAUUCAACCGCAGAAGUUAUUAUCAUUACCGGAGAAGACAAUAUCACAAAUGA